Molecule: messenger RNA, 2814 nt
Organism: Oncorhynchus masou masou (cherry salmon)
Lineage: Eukaryota; Metazoa; Chordata; Actinopteri; Salmoniformes; Salmonidae
Gene: fhdc3
Product: FH2 domain containing 3
Exons: 11
Coding region: 1-2814 (937 amino acids)
Source: RefSeq, a predicted model, not a curated record
AUGGAAGGAGCUGUAGUCAUAGCAACUCAUCCCCCUCCUCCCCCUGGCCCCUCUCAACUCCCUCGCACACCUCCAAACACACAGGAGUCAUCUCUCCAUCCCACCCCUGAACCACCUCCUCCCCCACCUCCCCCACCCCCACCUCCCCCCGCCUCCCCAAGAGGAGGCUGCGAUGCCUUCUCCCGUAGCGUACAUCGUCGUUCCAAGAUGAGGAACUUCAACUGGGAUGCCAUCCCCCGUCAGUCAGUCCUUGGGAAGAAGAACGUGUGGACAUCCCAGAGGCCCAUGGUGGAUUUUGAGUUGGACACCCAGAGGAUGGAGGAGAUGUUCAGCCAGUCUGACACUCAACUGGCUCUGCGAAAGACUGGGCCUGUCAAGAAGACCAUCAGGGGCCUGUCCCUAUCCACACAGGGCCUACAGAGGGUCUUAAUCCUCAACUCUAAGAAGAGUAUGAAUGUGGGGAUCUUUCUGAAGCAGUUCAAGAGGCCGGUGAGGGACAUAGUGGAUGACGUCAGAAGGGGGAACUGGCUGAGGUUUGGAGCAGGAAAACUUAAGGAGCUCUGUAAACUACUGCCAGAUGAGGGAGAGGUGAAGAAGCUGCGGUCGUUCAGUGGAGACCUGACCCAGCUGUGUGAACCGGACCUCUUCAUGGUGCUUCUAGUUAAAGUACCUGGCUAUGAGGAGCGUCUGAGGACUCUGCUGCUGAGAGAAGAAUUGUUCCCUCUGAUAGAUGAGAUGAAACACUCCAUCGCUGUCAUGACCAAAGCAGCUAAUGAGCUGUUGGUCUGCGACGACCUCCACUCAAUGAUCCGCCUGGUGUUGAAGGCCGGGAACUACAUGAAUGCUGGCGGGUACGCUGGCAGUGCCAUCGGUUUCAGGAUGGCAUCUCUACUAAAGCUGGCAGACACCAAGGCCAACAAACCUGGCAUGAACCUCUUGCACUACGUCACCAUGCAAGCACAGGAAAUAGACGUUGCCCUGCUGAACUUCCCUGAGCAGCUUCAACACAUUGGGUUGGCUGCAAGGGUGCAGAAGCAGGAGGUGGAGUUAGACUUUCAGAGGGAGGUGGAGAAGGUGAAGGAAGCUAAGAUGGACGCCAGCACACAGCCUGAGCUUCAGUUACAGAUGGAAACCUUCCUCAUGAGGGCGGAGGCCAGGCUGGCUGACCUCCAGGCCUGUCUGUUGAACCUCGACUCCCUGAGCCAAGCUGUAGCAGAGUAUUUCUGUGAAGACCCAGCCACGUUUCGACUGGAGGUCUGCUGCUCCAUAUUCCACUCAUUCUGUGAGCGCUUCAACAGGGCUGUUCAGGAGAACCGUGAGCGUGAGGCAGCCGAGCUGAGACGCAGGCAAAGGGAGAGGUUCUGUAAUGUGGCCAAGCGUCGCUCCACUGCCACCUGCUCUGACCUGGAGCCCGCCGGGCCUGGCUCUGCCAUGGACUCCAUCCUCCACAGCUUCCUGACCACCAUACACCCCAGGGGCCCGGCAAGGCGCAGACGCCACCACCUCCCCCCUGUGAUGUUGUCCCCCAUCGGGGGCUCGCCCAUCGAGCCCUGCCCCAAGUCCAACCCCCUGGUCGACGAGCCAGAGACUAGAGCUGAUCCAGGGCCUAGCCGGUUCACCAGACCAGGAGGGAGCACCCUGGGUGGGGAGGCAGGUGUGGUGACACCCCGGAAGGAACAGGGGCAGAGGGAGAAGAGAGGGGAGGGCUGGUCCAGGGAGCUGGGUAGCCCUGAUGCGGUGGUGGAGAGGUUGGAUGGGGGGGUGAAGGAGGACUCCUAUCUGGACCCCCCUUCAGAGCAGAAGGAGAAGGAAAACGAGGGGGAGACAGCAACCCCAGGGGACCAGUGGAGAUGUUUUGGGUCAAAUAGAGCCUCUUCCAUCAACCAGAAACGGACCCCUAAGAGCUCUGGCCGUCGCAGCUUGUCGUCCAUCGACCAGAAACGAACCACUAAGAGCUGUGGCCGUCGCAGCUUGUCCCCUCGCCAACACACACCCCCCACCCAGGAGGAGGAGAAAGAAGAGGUGCAGAGGAUGCAUGUCGUGUCCAGGAAGAUGCUUCGCUAUCAGACUGGCCGAGGCAGGCGAUCUGGUGACCUAGAACAUCCUGAACUGCCAGAGUUGGGUGACAAAGCGAGCUUCGUCCCCCAAAACCACACCCCCCAAUGCUCCACACCUCGCCCUCUCCACCCCCACCCUAUUUCGCAACCCUCCACCCCUCACCCCAGGGAGAUGAGAGAGGUAGACCUGGCUCUCUGUAACAGCAUGGAGAACCUGGGCUCUCCCUGGAUCAUUCUCAGCCCCCACAUCUCACCCCAAAACCAAACGCCCCACCGACGACACUCCUUCUUCCCCCCCAGUGCCGACGAUGGCCUCGACGAUGGUGUCUGGUCAUUGCCCCCCACCCCCACCCGCCCUUCUACCCCCACCCGCCCUUCCACUGCCUCCCACCCGUCCACCGCCACCUGCCCCCCUCUGGUGCUGCUGGAGAGGAUGAGGGCUAUGGAGGGACACCCUGGACCCUCAGACCUCCAUGGAGAAGCAGGGAGGGGGCCCAUGUCCCUGCCUGACUGCCCCAGUCAGAGAGCUCUGUCCCAGGGCCCCAUGCUUCGCUCUCUCUCCCUGGAUGUGACUGGAGGGAGCCAGGCUCCAGGAUUCAGAUUCUGCCUUGGCGACCUGUUCCAGAGACGUACUUCGCUGUGGGCCCCAGUUGGUGCUGAGACGGGGUUUGCUACAGAGGCUCAUAAACCCUUGGAGAGGCAGAACAGUAGUUCUGGGAUUGUGUCCUUCUUCAGACUCUUUGGGGAGAGGAGAUGA